Corylus avellana is the source of this 1101-nucleotide messenger RNA. It is a transcript of the gene VDAC4, whose product is annotated as voltage dependent anion channel 4. The record is from RefSeq and is a predicted model, not a curated record. Gene Ontology annotation, molecular function: voltage-gated monoatomic anion channel activity. Gene Ontology annotation, biological process: monoatomic anion transmembrane transport. Lineage: Eukaryota; Viridiplantae; Streptophyta; Magnoliopsida; Fagales; Betulaceae. Gene Ontology annotation, cellular component: mitochondrial outer membrane.
CCUCGCCGUCUCUCGCCGAUUUGGUGGAUCUCGACGGUAAGGUCCACCAGCUCCCCUGCUCCAUCAAGUACGACGGCCCUUCCUCUGUUUCCCACUAUUUCAAACCCAAACCCACUGGGUACGGAUCUAUUCUUUCUUUGUAAUUGAAUAUGGCCAGUGGUCCGGCAUCGUUUUCAGAUAUAGGCAAAAAAGCAAAAGACCUACUGACCAAGGAUUACAACUUCGAUCACAAGUUUACCCUGUCAUUGCUGAGCUCCACUGGGCUGGGACUUACAGCUACUGGUUUAAAGAGGGACCAAAUUUUUUUUGGGGACAUAAAUACUCUGUACAAGAGUGGAAAUACUACUGUGGAUGUGAAAGUUGAUACCUAUUCUAAUGUGUCUACAAAAGUGACUGUGAGUGAUAUCUUCCCGAGCACCAAAGCAGCAUUUAGCUUCAAAAUUCCUGAUCACAAGUCUGGCAAGCUGGAUGUGCAGUAUCUCCAUCCUCAUGCAGCAAUCGAUUCCAGUAUUGGCCUGAACCCAAAUCCUCUUUUGGAGCUUUCAGCUGCAAUUGGCAGCAAGGAUCUCAGUUUGGGGGCCGAAGUUGGAUUUGAUACAGCUUCUGCUUCUUUCACAAAGUACAAUGCUGGGAUUGGCUUGAACAAGCCAGAUUACUCUGCGGCCCUUUUGUUGACGGACAAAGGAGAGACGUUGAAGGCAUCUUAUGUUCAUUUUGUGAAUCCUGUGAAUGGAACAACAGUUGCUGCUGAAAUGAGUCACAGAUUUGCCAGCAAUGAAAACUGUUUUACCAUUGGAAGCUCUCACGCAGUUGACCCGCAAACUUUGGUAAAAACACGAUUCUCUGACAACGGGAAAGUUGCAAUGCUAUGCCAGCGUGAAUGGAGGCCGAAGUCACUGAUUACUGUUUCGGCCGACUACGACUCCAAGGCCAAUAAUAAGGCUGGCCCUAGGUUGGGUCUUGCCCUUGCCCUCAAGCCAUGAGGAAUUGAGAUGGGCGACUGUUUUGAAUUUUUAAUACAUUUCUUUCCCAAUUGCAUGAGGGUAUUUAUUAUUACCCUAAUUAUAUUUGAAACCCAAAGAACUAGGUGCAAGGAUGAAA